GGUUGCGGCGCGCGGCGCUUCAUAACGUCAACAGACUCGUUGAGUUGUGCACGUGAGCCCAACAUUAGUCCGCGUGCGCGAAGUUUUAUACGAUGCAUUGAAAUAUUUUUUGUUUUGUGGUAGUGUUCUGUAUAAAAACAAUGUUUAAGUACAUAAUUGUUCUCACUCUCGCUAUGAACGCUGCCUCCGAGGCCUCCGUGCGGAUAUGUGAACCGAUAAAAGUGGCUAUGUGCAAGAAUAUUGGAUACAAUCAGACUGGAAUGCCUAACUUAGCACGACAUACACUUCAAGCAGAUGCCGAUGUGACUCUUCAGACGUUCAGCCCCCUCGUACAAUAUGGUUGUUCAUCCCAGUUACAUCUGUUUCUGUGCUCUGUUUACGUUCCAAUGUGUACGGAUAAAGUCGCUCUUCCAAUCGGGCCGUGUAGAGGACUAUGUGAAAGCGUAUACUCAAGGUGUUAUCCAGUGCUGAGAGGGUUCGGUUUCCCGUGGCCAGCUGAGCUUGACUGUUCUCUAUUUCCAGUGGAAAAUAAUCAUGAGCACAUGUGUAUGGAAGGGCCAGGAGAAAGGACUCCAGUGGGGACUGUACCUCUUGAUACGAAUAGUGCUAGUAGGAGUGCAUGUAGAAGAUUAAUAAAACCUAAUAACUGGAUUUGGGUUAGGGGAACGGGACGAUGUGCCCAGUUUUGUGACGCUGAAGUGUUAUGGGAAGCUGGGGAGAGGAAGGCUGCCGAAGUGUGGUUAGCUACAUGGGCUGCGUUGAGUUUUGUAUGUUCCUUGGCGGCAGUGGUGGCUCAGUUAGCGUGUGGGGAUCGAGGGGGCUCUGGAGAGAGAGCCUUGGUAUUGGUCGCCCUCUGCAGGUGUGCUGCGGCAGCCGGUUGGGGAGUAAGAGCAGCGGCCGGUCGGACAGCAGCGGGCUGCGCUAAGGAUUCCACCUCACCAACCCGAAUGCUGCUUGCUCAUGACGGCCUGGCAAACCCGAACUGCGCUGUUGUAUUCAUGCUUCUAUAUUAUUUUGGAUUGGCUGCAUCUGUAUGGUGGGUUGUGGUAGCGGGUGCGUGGAGAGCAAGUGUGUUGCGUCCACCAGUAACACCUGCAACCUCAAGAAACGACAGACAUUCGUCGUUAUUACAGCUGGCUGCUUGGGGCGUGCCAGCCGCACUGGCAGCGGCUGUAUUAGUCACAAGAGAUGUGGAUGCCGAUGAACUUACUGGUACAUGUUUUGUUGGGAACCAGUCUAGCAAGUCUCUGCUCGCCUUAGUUAUUAUCCCUGAAGCGAUUUGCCUGCUACUCGGCUCCGUGUUCUUGGCUUCAGGACUGAGGACAGUUCUCCGGCGUCCGACGCCAGCGCCAGUCCCAGGGCCGUUGCUGAAUGCACCAAGUCACCCACAACCCCACACAGACCAAAGUAUCCUGCGGUUAGGAGCGUUUACUGCUCUGUACGCAGUUCCCUCCGCAUGUAUAUUGGCAACGUGGAUUUACGAGUAUGCUUGGAGAGAUGAUUGGCUCACUGGACCUGUCCCGUCAAGCGAACCCUCAACGCAGCCCCGACCAGCUCUCUGGGUGUUCCUAUUUAGAAUAUUCGCUACGCAAGUCCUGGGAGUGAUGGUUGCCGUUUGGAUUGCCACACCGCGUCUCAAGGCGUUGUGGCGGAGGAUCAGUAGUCCUCGAAAACCCGUGAUUGCGAAGUCCCCUGUUGGACCUCCGCCUGCCCCACUUUCUAUGCAUUGUUAUGCUGGCCACCCGCACACACUCAACCGGCAUUCACAUAAAUAUGCGACGUAUAGACCCCCACAGCAGCAGUCGUAUCGAAAACCAAGGCAUUACCACUACUCUGCGGGUGAAACUAUUCUAUGACAACUUAAAAGAUACUUAUGAUUAAAAAUUUACAGCGAUCAAUAGCAUUUUAACUAUGAUCAAUAGGAUGGUGCUACAACCUAAUGUAAUUCACAGUUGUUCUGUUAUAGUCUGUUAACUUUUAGUUUACCGGGCCAGAAAGAAUUGUUUGUGCUGUUAUUGGAGUGCCAUUAGCAACUUAUAGCGUUUAAGUUGUAGAAUGUAGUAAUAGCUUACGAAUGUAUUUGUGUAUAAUAAUUGUAAGUAAAUCUUGCCACUAAUAAAGACUGGAUAAGUUUUGAGUGUAUAAAAAACCUAACCUAACCUCGCUCACUGCCUUAACAUAUUCAGAUAUUUGUAAAUAUAUUGUACUUAAUUAUUGUUAAUUCAAUUUAUUUUUGUGUUUCCAUAAUAUAUACAUCUU
Molecule: messenger RNA, 2259 nt
Organism: Pieris brassicae (large cabbage white)
Lineage: Eukaryota; Metazoa; Arthropoda; Insecta; Lepidoptera; Pieridae
Gene: fz4
Product: frizzled-4-like
Exons: 3
Coding region: 141-1856 (571 amino acids)
Biological process (GO): canonical Wnt signaling pathway; non-canonical Wnt signaling pathway
Cellular component (GO): plasma membrane
Molecular function (GO): Wnt-protein binding; Wnt receptor activity
Source: RefSeq, a predicted model, not a curated record